Oxyura jamaicensis (ruddy duck) is the source of this 915-nucleotide messenger RNA. It is a transcript of the gene GPX1, whose product is annotated as glutathione peroxidase 1. Lineage: Eukaryota; Metazoa; Chordata; Aves; Anseriformes; Anatidae. The transcript is spliced from 2 exons. The record is from RefSeq and is a predicted model, not a curated record. Gene Ontology annotation, molecular function: glutathione peroxidase activity. Gene Ontology annotation, biological process: glutathione metabolic process; response to selenium ion; response to hydrogen peroxide. Gene Ontology annotation, cellular component: cytosol; mitochondrion.
CGGGCCGUGGGGCCGUGGGGCUGUGGGCCGGGCUGUCGGUCGGUGAGGAGCCAUGGCGGCUGCGGGGCUGGCGGGGAUCUCGGCGCGGCCGCUGGGCGCGGCGGAGCCGCUGUCGCUCGGCUCGCUGCGGGGCAAGGUGCUGCUGGUGGUGAACGUGGCGUCGCUCUGAGGCACCACCACCCGCGACUUCCUGCAGCUCAGCGAGCUGCAGCGGCGCUUCGGGCCCCGCGGGCUGCUCGUCCUCGGCUUCCCCUGCAACCAAUUCGGGCACCAGGAGAAUGCCACCAACGAGGAGAUCCUGCGCUCGCUGGAGCACGUGCGUCCCGGCAACGGGUACAAGCCCAACUUCACCAUGUUCGAGAAGUGCGAGGUGAACGGGAAGGACGCGCACCCACUCUUCACCUUCCUGAAGGAGGCACUGCCCUUCCCGCACGACGACCCCUCCGCGCUGAUGACCAACCCGCAGUACAUCAUCUGGUCCCCCGUGCGCCGCAACGACAUCUCCUGGAACUUCGAGAAGUUCCUCAUCGCUCCCGACGGCGUGCCCUUCAAACGCUACAGCCGGCACUUCGAAACCAUCAAGAUCCAGGAUGACAUCGAGCUGCUGCUUCAGAAAGUCCCGAAGGAUGCUCUUGAAUAAAGCGGAGCCCGUCAGGAUCUGCUGCCCCGCUGUCCCUGCUGCCUGUUCAGCUCCCUCAGCUCGUGCCUGCUUUGCUAGGAAGGGGCUGUUACCCUGACAGAAAUUCCAAUGUCCUUGCAAGUUUUGCUUGUGAUGGUGCACCUUCCAAAUCUUUGAAGUGUACUUGAUGUUUUAAAAGUUGCAUGUGAAUGUUUGGAAAAGUAUGCCAGGGGAAGCAGCCUGUGAGUCUCAGUGGCUUACUGUGAUUUUCUGAAUUAAAGGAAAAAAAAAAAAAA